UAAUAUAAGAGAUAAUAAUUAUAAUAAAAAAAGAUUUAAGAAGUUAUGAAACACAAGACAUGAGUGUUACGAUUGAUGUGAACGACGUGUUUGAAGAAGUGGUUAAACAAAACGAAAGACUUGUCAAAGAAAUUGAAUUUUAUGAAGAAGUGGUCAACCAUUUGAUAACAAAUGUUAAGACAUGUAUUGUUUGUCAACAAAAUGAUGUCAUAAAUGAAAGAAUCAGUCGAUUGGAGACACAUUUGAAGAGUAAAACUAUCGAUAAGUCAACUAAUGUUAAGAGUGAUGAUAAUGACUGCUAUAAUAAAUUGAAGACAAAUGUAAAGAGAAAAAAAUUAACGAAAACGAAAAAUACAAAUAAAAGUAGUAUUGAAGACUUAAGAGAUGUCGAUAACAAACAACAUUCAGAUAAAACCAAUGUCUCGACAAUAUCUGAACAAUUAAGUGAUGAAAGAGAGAGCGAUAUAAAAAUCAAAACAAAUUUAAAGACAAAAUCAAUGACAAAAAAGAAAAGAAAUUUAAAAAUAGUGUUUAAAACUAACAAUAAAACCAUUUUGAAAGAUAUCCACGAAGUGGACAAUGAUGUGGACAGAAGUGAAUCGACUGCUAAACGGCUAAAGAUUGGACCGACUGUUAAAAAACGAAAGAUUAAACCAUAUAAUGAUGAAUAUGCAGAACAAAGAACAGCAUUAAGACUUAGCUCGAAAACCGACGAAGGCUUUUAUUUGUGCAAUACAUGCGGCUAUCAAAACAGUAAGUUUGUCCACUACGAGACACACGUCAAUCGGCUUCACCUUAAGAUUAGGCCAUACAACUGCGACAGCUGUACGGAACAGUUUUUCGGUUGCCAUGAUUUAAGACAUCAUAAGUUAGACAAACAUCGCACUGAUUUGGAUCAAGUGAUUGCACCGAAAUCGUUGGCCUGCGACUCGUGCGACCAGUUUUAUAGUAAUAGAAAAUCAUUGGAACGACACCGACGUAUUAAACAUAACAUCGGUCCCACUGUUCCCUACUAUUACUGUAUUUGGAAGAACUGCCCGUUCAAGUCAUACUCGAAACCAGCUUUAAUGGUGCACCGUAAGAUACAUUUAGGUAUUCGUGAUUUUGUGUGCGAAUGGCCCGGCUGUGAGUUUAAGGCGGUUACCAAAAAAAAUUUAGAAAUACAUCAAUUUGUACACAACGAUCAACUACCCUACCGGUGCCAGUGGCCAGGUUGCGAGUUUCGAACUAAACAAGAGUUACUAUUAAAACGACACAUAAAUAGAGUUCACGAAGAUAUACCCCGCAAACUGGCGUGUCAUUGGCCCGGAUGUGACAAACGGUUUAGGUUUACCCAUGAUUUGACAAUACAUUUGGAAACACAUAACGAACCACAUCUACCCUGUCCUCAUUGUAGCAAAAUAUUUAAGACAAAUAAGUAUUUGGAGGCACACCUGAUAUCGCACCGAAAAGUAAAACUAUUCAAAUGUCCGGUCGAUGGAUGCGAGACAAAGAUAUCGCGAAAAUGUAAUAUUAAACAACAUUUGAGUGUUCAUCACAAGGAUUGGUCUGAAACUAAAACAUAGUUUUUGAUAAUUGUUGGGAACG
Messenger RNA from Oppia nitens, 1587 nucleotides. RefSeq names its product telomere zinc finger-associated protein-like. The record is from RefSeq and is a predicted model, not a curated record. Gene Ontology annotation, molecular function: DNA-binding transcription factor activity; RNA polymerase II cis-regulatory region sequence-specific DNA binding. The transcript has 5 exons. NCBI's taxonomy places the organism in Eukaryota, Metazoa, Arthropoda, Arachnida, Sarcoptiformes, Oppiidae. The coding region runs from base 60 to 1565 and encodes 501 amino acids. Gene Ontology annotation, biological process: regulation of transcription by RNA polymerase II.